GCGCAUGACCCUUUAGCCUUGCCGUAGUGUUGUGUUAGAUCUAGCGCGAAAUUUAAUCCAGCUGGAGUAAACCUGAAUGUAAUCUGGUUGCAGUUGCGUGAUAAACCCUUUUUAGUCUUCCACAGGGCAAACAUCAGCUUAGUUGUGUGUCAAAUCAGGAUCUUACUAUUAAUUUUAUAUUAUAGUAAGACGGCAGCUCAGACAUGAGCGUCUUCGCUCUUGAAAGAGCUGCCAGCGGUGUUAGCUGUUCCUGGGUAACUAGGGGCUAAACACUAGCAAGACUGAGGCAACGAGUGUCAAACGAGAAGUCAAAGAAAAUGAGGAGGAGUCUCGCCCCCAGUCAGGUUGCUAAACGGAAGCAAGGGGGGGAUUCUGGUGAGGAAGAAGACUCGAGAGGUGGAGAUGAGAAAAGAAGAAAAUGUGACAAUGAGAUGAGAGAAAACCACAUUUCUCCCUUCAGAAAGCCACUGACACAGCUCAGCAACUGGCCUGCAUGCAUGGAUGGUGACAAGCAUGAGGAGUUCAUUCGAAAGAUCCUCUCCAAGCCAUUUAAAAUUCCGAUUCCGAAUUACACAGGUUCGUUGGGAAUCAGGGCACUCGGUCUAAAGCGUGCAGGAGUACGGAAAGCACUUCAUGAUCCCUUCGCAGAAGAUGCCCUGGUUCUCUAUGAGCCCCCAGCUCUGAGCGCCCAUGACCUGAUCAAAGCUGACAAAGAAAAACUACCAGUCCAUGUUGUUGUGGAUCCAGUUUUAGGAAAAGUGCUCAGACCCCAUCAGAGAGAGGGAGUGAAGUUCCUGUGGGAAUGUGUCACGGGGCGACACAUCCCAGGAUCAUACGGCUGCAUCAUGGCUGAUGAGAUGGGCCUGGGAAAGACUCUGCAGUGCAUCACCCUUAUGUGGACCCUGCUGCGUCAAAGUCCUGAUGCUAAGCCAGAGAUAGACAAGGCCAUUGUGGUUUCACCUUCCAGUCUGGUUAGAAACUGGUACAGUGAAGUAGGAAAGUGGCUGGGAGGACGUGUCACACCGCUGGCCAUCGAUGGAGGUUCAAAGGAUGAGAUCGACAAACAGCUGGUGAACUUCAUCUCUCAGCAUGGUUUGAGAGUACCAACCCCAGUCCUGAUCAUUUCAUACGAGACGUUUCGUCUGCAUGCUGAGGUUCUGCACAGGGGCAAAGUUGGACUUGUCAUUUGUGACGAGGGCCAUCGGCUGAAGAACUCUGACAACCAGACAUACCAGGCCCUAAACGCCAUGAGAGCCCAGAGGAGAGUGCUGAUAUCAGGCACUCCCAUCCAGAAUGACCUGCUGGAGUACUUCAGCCUGGUCCACUUUGUUAAUGCUGGGAUCCUUGGUACAGCCCAGGAGUUUAAAAAGCGAUUUGAGCUUCCCAUCCUCAAGGGUCGAGAUGCAGAUGCCAGUGAUAAGGACAGACAAGCUGGAGAGGAGAAACUCAAGGAACUGAUCAGCAUUGUCAACAGCUGCAGGCUGACUCCUUUGCAGACCGAGCUCUAUAAGUGCUUCCUGAGGCAAGCCAAACCCAUUGAGAAAUUACAAGAGAGCAAAAUAAGUGUCUCCUCUCUGUCUUCCAUUACAUCACUCAAGAAACUGUGCAAUCACCCAGCGCUCAUCUAUGAGAAGUGUGUGGAAGGUGAGGAGGGCUUUAAGGGAACUCUGGAUCUGUUCCCAUCCGGAUACAGCACUAAAACUGUGGAGCCUCAGCUCUCAGGAAAAAUGUUGGUCCUGGAUUACAUCCUGGCAAUGACAAGGACUACAUCUAGUGACAAGGUGGUACUCGUCUCCAACUACACUCAAACACUGGACUUGUUUGAAAAGCUAUGCAGAUCUAGAAGAUACCUCUAUGUUCGACUGGAUGGCACCAUGUCCAUUAAGAAAAGGGCUAAGAUUGUGGAAAGAUUCAACAGUCCAUCUAACCCAGAGUUCAUCUUCAUGCUGAGCAGCAAGGCUGGUGGAUGUGGCCUCAAUCUAAUCGGUGCUAAUCGUUUGGUAAUGUUUGACCCUGACUGGAAUCCAGCCAACGAUGAGCAGGCAAUGGCACGGGUGUGGAGAGAUGGCCAGAAGAAGACCUGCUACAUCUACAGACUGCUCUCCACGGGGACGAUCGAGGAGAAGAUUCUGCAGAGGCAGGCUCAUAAGAAAGCCCUGAGUAGCUGUGUGGUGGAUGAGGAGCAGGAUGUGGAGCGUCACUUCUCUCUGGGUGAACUGCGAGAACUCUUCACUCUCAAUGUGGAGACCAGGAGUGACACGCAUGACAAAUUUCGCUGUCGCCGCUGUGUGAAUGGCAGAGAGGUUCGACCUCCUGCAGAGGACUCUGACUGUACCAGUGACCUUUCCCAGUGGAACCACUGCUUUGACAAAAAGGGCCUGAGGGACCAAGUGUUGAAAGCCUCAUGGGACGCUGCUGUCUCCUUCGUCUUCCACCAGCGUUCUCAUGAGGACCAGAGGGGUGUCAUAUAGUUGGAGGAGGACAACGGACUUAAACAUAACGUGUGUGUGUGUGUGUGUGUGUGUGUGUGUGUGUGUGUGUGUGUGUGUGUGUGUGUGUGUAUAUAAUAAAUAUAUACAUGUUAACUCGUGGAUUUGCCUGUUGUGACAAAGUCAUCUUCAAGAGUACUUCGCUUGGUGGUGCAGUACACGCACAUUGCGUGGAGGCAGAAGGGAACUGUUGUCAGUGCUACAGUCAGAGCUGAUUUACCUCUUGACUGCUUCUUAGUGUGGAAACACAUUGCAUUCACCAAAUUAAAACAAACUGGAUCUUGUACCAUAAUUAUGACUUACUAUCUCAUAAUUACAAGAAAUGU
This is a messenger RNA of Monopterus albus (swamp eel), 2815 nucleotides long. RefSeq names its product RAD54 like (gene rad54l). Gene Ontology annotation, cellular component: nucleus. NCBI's taxonomy places the organism in Eukaryota, Metazoa, Chordata, Actinopteri, Synbranchiformes, Synbranchidae. The record is from RefSeq and is a predicted model, not a curated record. Gene Ontology annotation, molecular function: DNA translocase activity; ATP binding. The transcript has 17 exons. Bases 318 to 2471 code for a protein of 717 amino acids. Gene Ontology annotation, biological process: reciprocal meiotic recombination; double-strand break repair via synthesis-dependent strand annealing.